AUGCUCAUUUUAGCUGAAAUCCAGCACUGCCUGGUUAAUGCUGGCGAUGUGGGAUGUGGAGUGUUUGAAUGCUUUGAAAACAAUUCUUGCGAGAUCCGAGGCUUACACGAGAUCUGCAUGACGUUUCUGCACAACGCUGGAAAAUUCGAUGCCCAGGGAAAAUCCUUCAUUAAAGACGCUCUGAAGUGUAAGGCUCAUGCCUUGAGGCAUAAAUUCAGCUGCAUCAGCCGUAAGUGCCCUGCCAUUAAAGAGAUGGUGUUCCAGUUACAGCGGGAGUGCUACCUGAAGCAUGACCUCUGCUCCGCUGCCAAGGAGAACGUCCAGGUCAUUGUGGAGAUGAUUCACUUCAAAGACCUGCUGCAGCAUGAGCCAUAUGUUGACCUAGUGAAUAUCCUGCUCACCUGUGGCGAGGAGGUGAAAAAGGCAAUAACAAGAAGUGUCCAGGUCCAGUGCGAACAGAACUGGGGAAGUCUCUGCUCCAUCCUGAGCUUCUGCACCUCGGCUGUGCACGGUGACACCAUCCUGGGACCCGAGAAGAAGCCAGGUGAAGCCAGCAAAGCCGCUGCUGGCCGCGAGGACAUGCUUGCCCACUCCGACUCCGACCACAGGGAGAGCUCGCGAGCAUCGAAGGGAGAGAGAGGUACUAAGGGCCACUUGAAUGCCCAUGCCCGGGUGAAAGCUGGGGGCCACGGUCCCAAAGGGGCACAUGGGAUCAUGGACCGGGCAGACGAACUGUCCGACUUCUCUGACAUCCGGAGGUGAAAAAAGGCACCAACUCCCUGUUCCCCCCAUCUUCCCCCUCCACUGGAAACCUCCUCCGUUGAGUCCCAUCUUCCCGUCUAUGGACAUUCCAAAGCAUUUCCCAUUCAGAGGUCAAGCACAGGGCAUUGCAAGUUAUAUAUGGACCUCGGCAACAGUG
This is a messenger RNA of Cariama cristata (Red-legged seriema), 919 nucleotides long. RefSeq names its product stanniocalcin 2 (gene STC2). Gene Ontology annotation, biological process: intracellular calcium ion homeostasis. Lineage: Eukaryota; Metazoa; Chordata; Aves; Cariamiformes; Cariamidae. The record is from RefSeq and is a predicted model, not a curated record. The transcript has 3 exons. Gene Ontology annotation, cellular component: extracellular region. Gene Ontology annotation, molecular function: hormone activity. The coding region runs from base 1 to 762 and encodes 253 amino acids.